AUGAUCCGGGGUUGGAAUACCAUACCGCAAGCAUUUGUUGCUUCAUUGUUUACAUGGGGUGUUACUGCCCUUGGUGCUGCCGUUGUUUUCUUCACACCGCCAUCGAAUAAGAAGCUACUUGAUGUGAGUUUGGGUUUUGCUGCUGGAAUUAUGAUAGCGGCAUCAUUUUGGAGUCUAUUAGCACCAGCAAUCGAAUUAUCAGAGAUAGAUAUGGGCUCUUUCGCAUUCCUUCCAGUCGCAGUGGGUUUUGCUGCUGGCUCUGCUUUUGUAUAUGCUGCUGAUCGGAUGAUGCCAAGUUGUGUGCUUUCGGAAAUCGCAGUGGUGGAUCUAUUAAAGGAAGAUGUCACAGUCAGUCCUAAAGUAGUCAAACCGUUGGAUGUAAUUGUUGGAGAAAGUAUAUCAAUGGUGAAACUUAAGGAAUCAAACGAUAAUAUUGCACGGUAUGGAUCUGCUCCUGCAAAAACAGCCGGUCAAAUAAGUCGUCGGCGAACUGCCAACAAUAGGAUCCAUCGAACGGAUGAUUCCACCACUAGUACUAACAAUACGGACGGAAGUACCUCAGACGCAGCAACAACAGCAGUAACAGUGGAGGAAAACGGUACUCGAACAAUUGAUAAAGAACACGCUCUUAUUGCACCUAUCUCAUGGCGACGCAUCCUUUUGUUAAUUAUUGCCGUCACAGUACAUAAUAUUCCGGAAGGUUUAGCUGUUGGUGUUGCAUUUGGUUCUAUUGGUAAAACUGCUAAGGCGACGUUCGAAUCGGCUUUUGCUUUGUCACUUGGUAUUGGUUUACAAAAUUUCCCAGAAGGAUUAGCCGUUUCACUUCCGCUUGCCGCUUUCGGUCAUACUAAAAUGAAAUCUUUCUUUUACGGACAAUUAUCCGGUAUGGUAGAACCACUGGGAGCAUUAGCUGGUUCAGCUGCCGUGAUCUUAAUGGAACCUGUUUUGCCGUAUGCACUAAGUUUCGCUGCAGGUGCAAUGAUUUAUGUUGUUUUGGAUGAUAUUAUACCGGAAGCACAACGAAAUGGUAAUGGUCGAUUGGCCUCUAUAAGUUCAGUUAUUGGCUUCUUGAUUAUGAUGGCAUUAGAUGUUGGUUUAGGCUAA
Molecule: messenger RNA, 1104 nt
Organism: Cercopithifilaria johnstoni
Lineage: Eukaryota; Metazoa; Nematoda; Chromadorea; Rhabditida; Onchocercidae
Source: the annotation of a GenBank genome assembly